AAAAAAAAGUCGUGUUUGUUGUGUUUUUUUCUGUAUUUGAAUUAGAAAAUGUUAUAAAAGACUUGUUUUUGAUAUAGAUUCUAGAUUUAAAAUAAUGGAGACUAGUUUUUCCUGCCGUACGUGUAUGAAAGGAAAUAAGGCGUUUGUAAAUUUGUACGAACCCUUUAAAAUAGAAGAAGAGUGCAACCUACCGUUAGCUGAUGUGUUGACGGAGUGUUUUUCAUUACAGGUGUCAAGGGAAGAUGGACUGCCACAAAACCUUUGUCAAGAUUGCGCUAGACUUCUUCAGCUUUUGUUCAACUUUCGGAAACAAGCCAUUCAAACUGAAAAAGAGUACAGAAAAUUGCUGGAAAGUCGCCUUGGAGCCGAAAUAAAACAUGAGAAUUUUGAAGUUGAACUUAAAAAUGAAGAUGAUUAUGCAGAACAUUAUGAUGAUUUUGUGCCAGGCGUAGAUGUUGAUAAUGAUGCCCCUAAACAGGAAAUUGAAGAAAAAGAAUAUGAAGAAAAAGCGUGUAGUGAAAAAAAUUAUCAAUGUAAUUUGUGCAGCAAGGAGUACAAAAGAGAAAAAAGAUUUUUGAAGCAUCUGGCAUCACACAACAAACCGGCUGUACCUUGUGGCUUUUGUGGGAAAACUUUUCCAAAGCAGUCUACAUUGAAAAAACAUCUAGCUAAAUGUUGUAAAAACUAUAACAGGUGUCAAAUAUGUGAAGAGGUUUUUGAAACUGAGCCUCUUCUUUUGGACCACAUGAAGCUUCACUCUGUCGUUGAGGUUAAAAUUGAGGGUGAGGAAAAAUUCCCAUGUCCUGAAUGUGAGAGAGUUUUUAGUAAAAGCAGGUCACUAGCGAUACAUUUGAAAAAACAUAGAGAUAACAAAACACUUGCAGUAUACAAGUGUGAUACAUGUCAUAAAGAGUUUAGCACUAAGACAUUGUUGACAAGGCAUAUAAACUUGCACAGUGCGGUCAAACAGUACUCCUGCUCCAAGUGCCCUAAGAUGUACUCAAGAGCUGACCAGUUGCAAGUACACCUAAAGUCACAUGAUUCAGUUAAACCAUAUAAUUGCCAGGUUUGUGGAAAAGCUUUCAAUCAGUUAUGCAGCCUGAAAGACCACAUUAGAAUCCAUACUGGAGAGACUCCAUACCUGUGCUCCCAGUGUGGCAAGGGUUUCCACAACAGCUCCAAUCUAAGACAGCACAUGAUGCGCCACACAGGCCUCAAACCUUUCGCCUGCAAGCUCUGCCCUAAGAGUUUUUCUACCAAAGGUCAAAUGACUUGCCACAUGACAACGCAUACUAACAUCCACCCCUACAAGUGCGACGAAUGCGGUGCCUCCUUUACGAAGCCGACGUCCUUGAAGAAGCACAAAUUCAUUCACUUGGGUCUGCGACCUUUCGGUUGCGAUACUUGUAAUAUGCGGUUUACAUGCAAGGACCACCUGAAGCGGCACGCGCGCAUCCACACGGGCGAGAAGCCGUACAAGUGCGCGUACUGCGAGCGCGCCUUCACGCAGAGUAACGACCUCGUGAAGCACACGCGGCAGCACGUCGGCCAGAACAUAUACCAAUGCACAGUUUGCGAAAUGAGGUUCAGACUCAAGAGUGAAUUAAAGCAGCACUACCCGGUUCACUACGUUAACGGAGACCAACUCGCCACAAUCCCAGUAGGGAAGGAUAACCUCGCGCCUGUAAUGAUGCUAAAGCCCAAUGAUCAUCCGAGCGAGCCCACAGAGGGAAAGGAGUUCCCCAAAGACAAUGUGGACCCGACCAUCAUCAUCAGGAUCAACAGGAACGGACUCGAUAAGAAUGGACACGCGGGAGACAUCACUAUUAAUAUCAGUCCGGAUGAGAAUAAUUGAGGGACUGAGAAAAUAGGUCAAUGUUUUUAUUUAAGGUUGAUUUACAUAAUAUUUCAGUUUAUUUGAAUGAAGUCUCAAUUAAGACUUAAUUUUUUUUAUUUAUUUUAAUAGUUACUAGUUUUGUCUUUCAUUGUCCAAAUGUUAUUCUUUUAUUCCAAAUGUAAUUUCUGCUGAGUCAAGUCUCUUAUAGUGUUUAAUUAAAUAAGUAAGUAAUUAGUCAAGUUGUUUUAAAACUAAAGCUUUAGGAAGCACUGCUGUUUCACAAACAAAUGGUAGUGUAUAAGAUGCCUUAUUCUCUCUCACUAGUUAUACAAUUUUACAAUGUUUUAUAAUAAGAUUUACUUAAGAAGUAGUUAACACGUCGCUAAGCGAACUUAAGAUAUAAUAAUAUAAUCAAUCAUUAUUAAAACGAUUAGUAUAAAAUUGUCUGUUUUGUUGUAAUAAACACCUAAAGUAUUUCUAAAAUUAAUUCACAAUUAUUAAUUGUUAUGCGAUUUGAAAUAAUUUCAUUUAGGUAUUUAUAUUUGGCUAUGCGAUUAUAAAAGUAUUGUAAUAUGGAUGGACUUCUAAUCUCUUAUUUAUGCAAUUGCUCACAAAUUACACUAGCAGGUAUUAACUACAAUACAUAUUUAAGUUGGCUGUCAUAAUAUUUAAGAUUGUUAGUUUCCAACAUCGAAGACUUUGUUAGUUACGUUCAUUAUUUACUUAAUAUAGAAAAUGUUUAUGGUCUCUGUAACUGGUUUUCUGAAAUGAUACGAAAAUCGGUUCUCUUUUUUCCCUGGCUCCUUUUCCCAUUAUUUGGGGUCGGCUCUCCGUGUUCUGAGGAGUCCUGGGUUGUCGAAAUAUUUUUCUGGCCACGCUCUUAAGUCACCGUGGACCGCCAGGUGGCCAUUGGGCGUCCUCUACCUUUCUUAUUAUUUGGCAUUCUAAGGCCUGUUUUACGACAUGGUCUUCGGGGCGUCUCGUGUCAUGACCGAACAUCGUAUGCGGGCCCUUGAAAUACUCGAAACUCGGUUUUAAAUCGUGCAAACUUAUUUUGCAGAUAUGUGAUAAAAAUUUUACAUGAAGUGUUUUUCGAGAAGUUGUGUCUUGGCUGAUGGUGUCAAGAUAUCAACUACCAAUUUGUAUAUUCAACAACAUAUGAGACGAUUCGGUGACGCAAAGGAUUGUGUCUCGCUCGAGUCCCUAAUACUUAUGAAU
This is a messenger RNA of Ostrinia furnacalis (Asian corn borer), 3055 nucleotides long. RefSeq names its product zinc finger protein 2 homolog. Gene Ontology annotation, cellular component: nucleus. The coding region runs from base 95 to 1855 and encodes 586 amino acids. Gene Ontology annotation, biological process: regulation of transcription by RNA polymerase II. Gene Ontology annotation, molecular function: zinc ion binding; sequence-specific DNA binding; DNA-binding transcription factor activity, RNA polymerase II-specific. Lineage: Eukaryota; Metazoa; Arthropoda; Insecta; Lepidoptera; Crambidae. The transcript has 6 exons. The record is from RefSeq and is a predicted model, not a curated record.